AUGUCGUCACAUCGGCCACUUCUUCAAUUGCGACAGCUUAGUUCAGCGAUCGCAAGUGAGACACGGGUGAGAGGUCGAUUUCAAGACUGGAAGAAACCGGUAUACGUUGCUCCACAUGUCCACCCACUUGAAAUGGGACCUGAUUUUUCUCAUGCCGAUGGGCGGCCUAUUCACGUGACUUCCAAAGUACAGCUGGAGUAUAAACAAGACCAGCUGCGGUUAGCGAAGAGAAUUGUUGAGUUACUAAAAGAAGUGAAUGCGAUGGAGGCGGCUCACAAGCAAGCAGAAAGUCGAAGAAUCCAAGAAGCUCAGGAACUUGAUGCUCGACGACCGAAAUCCAAGGGCACUAGGAGUAUAAUUUAG
Molecule: messenger RNA, 363 nt
Organism: Cooperia oncophora
Lineage: Eukaryota; Metazoa; Nematoda; Chromadorea; Rhabditida; Trichostrongylidae
Source: the annotation of a GenBank genome assembly